Molecule: messenger RNA, 1971 nt
Organism: Colletotrichum scovillei
Lineage: Eukaryota; Fungi; Ascomycota; Sordariomycetes; Glomerellales; Glomerellaceae
Product: tRNA-guanine transglycosylase
Exons: 2
Coding region: 383-1831 (482 amino acids)
Molecular function (GO): tRNA-guanosine(34) queuine transglycosylase activity
Source: RefSeq, a predicted model, not a curated record
GGUACCCCGCCGCAAUCACUUGGCCCGGGGGCCGGGGCACCUGCUUCCCGCCCGAUCCACCGUCCCACAGAUUCCGAGGGGGAAGGAGGGCAAGCCAGGGAUCAAGCCACAAUCAGACGGAAAAGUGUGGCUUUUACAAUGCUGUGGCUGCUCUUUUCCUUUUCACACCAUUUACGCUAGAACGACCGCUAACCCUCGACAUGGUGAUAUGGUGAAAGUGAGCGAGUGACAACCAACGAGUGCUAUUUGAGAAGCUUUCUUUUUGUUAAUAUACCUCACAAAUUGCAAGGAUUUCUUUGUGAGCCUGACAACCGACUACAACGGAACUCUGCGGCACCAGGGUUGACUCACACACAGCUGGAAGGGUCGCCGAUGUGUCAAGAUGAGUGAUGCGGAAAAACUCGACGGGGCAGAAGGCAUGAUUUUCGAAAUUUUAAAAAAGUCCUUGGAUGGCACAACUGCAGCUCGUCUCGGGAAACUGAGCGUUCCUAAGCGGAGAGCCAUCGAGACACCAAAUUACUAUGCCGUCGCUUCGAGGGGUGUACUUCCUCAUGUCACCCCGGAUAAUUUGAAGAAACAUGCGCCCUUCAGUGGAGCGUACAUGGCGCUCGAGGACUUCAUUGAGAAGAAGAACCCUUCCGCGCUUUCAAUACCCUCGCCAGAAAAGAAGCCACUCCACACCUUUUCUUGCCUGCCCGAAAGCAUAGCUACGGUUCUCGCUGCCAGGAGAAACCCAGCGGUUAAGACUCCCGUGGGCAAUGGCGCAAAGUUCGUGGCCAUCUUCACCUCGACCGGCUUCAGGAACCUCUCCACCGACGAGUACUGUGCGGCUGUCGAGACGCUGAAGCCUGACAUCGCCAUUGGCCCCGCUGAUCUGUUCCACACGAGCACGAUGCCGGCCUCAAAGAAGCUUGUUCGCAUGGCCGAGCGAACCGAGGAAUGGACCGAUGUGUUUCUGACGGCCAAGAGGCGUGAACUCUUCAAGGCGUCUGGGGUCUCGGUGUUUGCGCCUGUUCUUGCGGUGCCGUACACUGUGCAGUGGGAGUACCUUCGUCAUCUCGCGGACGAGGUGGUCGACUCGCUUUCAGGGCUGGCUAUCUACGAUGUUGAUAUUUUGCCCGAUAUCGAGGACCACCACAAAUCCUUGGGUUCUCUUCCUCGUCUGUCAUUGCACAUUCCCGAGACUCCACAAGCUAUUCUCCGACAGAUUUCCCUAGGAGUCGAUAUUUGCACGAUACCAUUCAUCAACGCCAUCUCCGACGCAGGUGUAGCUCUGUCCUUCACUUUCCCUCCCCCCGAAAGCCAAGGCAAUGCUAUCAGGCCUCUGGGCGACGAUAUGUGGGCUCCCGAAAACGAGGUGGCCAUGGAACCCCUCUCCCCGGGCUGCAAGUGCUACGCCUGCACGACACACCACAGGGCCUUCCUCCACCAUCUCUUGAACGCCAAGGAGAUGCUCGGCUGGACGCUGCUGCAGAUUCACAAUCACCAGGUGAUGGCCGACUUCUUCGCCGGAAUCCGGGCGACCCUCGCAAAGGGCGCCGCGGAGUUUGAGGAGCAGUCGCAGCGCUUCGUCGCGGCGUACGAAGCGGAACUGCCGCAGGGUACGGGGACGAGACCGAGGGCGAGGGGCUACCACUUCAAGGGCGAGGCGAAUCCUAGCAGAAUCAACCCGCCGGCGUGGGUUGACUACGCUGCGGACGGUGAGGGCGUCGCAGCCAAGGAAAACGGAGCGGCGGUAGCAGCGGAGGGUACGGAAACGCCGCUUGUGCCGGAUUUGGGCUCGCUGGAACUUGAGGAGAAGGGGUUCGCUGAGGUUGCUGGCAAGAAGUAGUAGUCCGAGACAACGGAUAUUGGUCACCUACGAAGGGCCCGAUGGAUGAUCGGGAGCCAUAGUGGUUAUCAUCUACCAAGCCAGCGAAAUGGAAAGGCCUUAGUAGUAUCGAAAUCACUAAACAAGCCACUUGAAACAAG